AUGAGCGAGGAAAACAAGGCGUCCGCCUCUUCUUCCGCCGCAUCGUCAAGCAGCGCCAACCCACAAUCCUCGUCAUCAGCACAACUACCCGAUCCAUCGCUGCCCGCACCCAACUUGCCCGAGGACGAGCUCGGAUUCACCGCAGCCGAUCUCAUCGCCCAACAGUCCAAACUCGAAGCGCAGGCAAACGAGGCGAUCCCGUUCCAGUUCGACACUUGCACCCACGAGCGAGGCUACAUUCGUCAACCCGUCUAUGCCUGCAAAACGUGCGGCGGCGGAGGCGUCUGUGCUGGCUGCAGCGUUUCUUGUCACGCUGAUCACGAGCUGGUCGAGCUGUUCAACAAGCGCAAGUUCCGCUGCGACUGCGGCACUCCCAACCUGUACCGUCAGACGGAGCCGAAUCACGCAAAUCGACUCACUCGACUCACUGAGCAGCUCGCUUAUCCCGAAGGUGCCCAACCGUGCAGCUUGCGCAAACCUGGUUUCAACCCGCAGAACGAUGCAAACACCUACAAUCACAACUUCGACGGCGGCUUUUGCUACUGCGAAAGGGGCCAGACGUACGAUCCGGAGAAGGAGGACGAGACCAUGUUCCAGUGCAUCGUCUGUGAAGAGUGGCUCCACGAAAGUUGCACCUCAUUGCGGCCCAAUGCUGCGGGCAAUCUGACUGACGACGCUGUCAAAAGUUCAACGGCGCAAACGUCGAGCGCCGACCGACCCAAUCCAGAAGCAGAGCCGCCCCUCAUCGACCACGAUCUGUUCGACCUCAUGAUCUGCGACGCCUGUGUCCGAAAGCCAGGCAACGACAUACUCCGACACUACGCGGGAGCCAAGGGCUGGAUGGUCCUCGCACCUAGUAGCGAUGUAAUUGAGAUCGCGCAUCACGAUGCCAUCGCUAAAAUUCAGGUGCCUACCCAAGAAGAGCUGAGGGAGGGAGGCGGACCCUACAAGGAUGGCCGCAGUUGGCAGAUCUUUGGGCUCGCGGUGGAACAGGAACGGGCUCUCACGCAGGACGAUGUAGCUGCUGCCGCCGAUGGAGCUCUGCUGUCCUCGGUAGCGGAUCUGGCACGGUCGACGAUGGCUACUGCCUCGGAGAUGAUGGAAGGAUCUUCAGCGGCGGAUGCAGCUGCCGCGCCCGUGAAAGGCGAGCCGGAGGCGCCGCUUCAAUCCACCAGCUCGACGAUCGGGAAUGACGAGAAACGGGAUGGCAAGCGACGUGCGGACGAGGAUGUCGAUGAAAGCGAAUCCAAGCGGGCCAAGAUUGAGGCUGAAGCUUCAGAACCAAGCAUCCCCAUCGCGGAAGUCACGGGCGAACAGACGACAUGCACGCUACCGGAGGCGCUCGCAGUGGUCUCCUCGCUUCCCGACUCAAAGGUCGACGAAUGGACACCAGCCUUGAGUGAACCUUCCACGGCAAGCGGUGCGCAACAUCGAUACGACAUUUUUCUCAGCGAAGAUUUCCGGGAUCGCAUCUGCCGCUGCACCACAUGCCUCCCCAGAUGGGCCCACCUGCCACACGUACUGGACGCAGAAGAAACAUACGCGCCGCCCUCCGACCCUCAAGCAUCCGUACGCGAAGACGAUGCAGCUUCGGUCACUUCGUCGACCUACGAUCUAGGCAUGGCAGCACUGCGUUCCAUGCCGAGGGAGAAGAUGAUCAACUCGCUUCAUGCGUACAGCAAGUUCCGGGAUGCGCUGUGGGAGCAUCUCAAGCCGUUUGCGGGCACGGGCAAGGUGGUGCGCGAGGAAGAUGUCAGGGCGUUCUUUCAGAAGAAGCUCAAUGCGGAGCAGUGA
This is a messenger RNA of Pseudozyma hubeiensis SY62, 1794 nucleotides long. Its product is annotated as zinc finger protein Mlo2. The transcript has a single exon. Gene Ontology annotation, cellular component: cytoplasm. Bases 1 to 1794 code for a protein of 597 amino acids. Gene Ontology annotation, molecular function: ubiquitin protein ligase activity; zinc ion binding. NCBI's taxonomy places the organism in Eukaryota, Fungi, Basidiomycota, Ustilaginomycetes, Ustilaginales, Ustilaginaceae. The record is from RefSeq and is a predicted model, not a curated record.